This is a messenger RNA of Diatraea saccharalis (sugarcane borer), 1782 nucleotides long. NCBI's taxonomy places the organism in Eukaryota, Metazoa, Arthropoda, Insecta, Lepidoptera, Crambidae. The record is from the annotation of a GenBank genome assembly.
ACAGAGCCAACAGAGCUAUAAAAAGCCACCGGCAUUAUCUAAAGAACCAAUAUAUAGCCGGCAGCCGCGCCGUUCGCACAAUUUUAUAGUUCAAAUUUGGAAUUUAUAUAUAUUUUUUAUUAGUAUCUUGUGUGAGUGAUUGCAACUUCUUUCUGAUCGUCUUUUAUAACAGGACCUUAAUUUCAAGAUGAAGGUCGUUUUAUUAUGCCUGGCUUUUGCGGCCGCGAGUUUAGCGAUGCCAGUAGCUGAGGAAAAACCUGUUGCCAGUGAAGUGCCUGCACCAGUUCCAGAAGUCAAAGCUGAUGGUGCUAAACAAGAAGCGCCUGUUGCAGUGCCAGCGCCUGUUGCAGCUCCAGCACCUGCUGCCGAUCCAGCACCUGCUGCAAUUUCUGAACCCGCUGCAGCCCCAGCACCUGCUGCAGUACCAGCUGUUGAAGAAAAAAAGGCAGAACCCAUUCCUGAAGCUAAAGAAGCAGAAAAAUCUCCAGAACCUGAAGCUAAGAGUGCACCAGUAGAGCCUGAAGCUCCUAAAGUAGAAGCUGCACCAGUACAAAAGAAAGAAGAGACACCGGAGCCUAAAAUUAGUGAAGAAGUGAAGUCUGAAGCUAUUCAGAAACCAGAAGAACCUAAAGUUGAGGAAAAGAGUGUUAACUCUGAAAUCAAAUCAGAAGAAAAAGGGGUUGCUGCAAAAAUAGAAGAAGUACCCAAUGAAGUACCUUCCGUUAAAUCUGUACCCGAAGAAUCAAUCGAUGUCGUUAAUGCUGUCAAAUCACCAGCUGCCGUUGCUGACGAUGUCGUUGAUCCUGCUGCCAUCAUUCCCACACCAGAAAAGAAAAUCGACUUACCGGUUGGCAAAAGUGCUGUUCCUGUCCCUGAAGUGAAGAAAGAGCAACCAGCACCGGUACCUCCUAAAUCUGAAGAAGCCAAACCUGCAGAAGUGAAAUCAGAAGAAAAGCCCAUCGAGUUCCCCGCUAAGCCCGCUGAAGAAGCAGCUAAGCCUAUCGAAAAUAUUGCAGCUCCUAAACCUGGCGAACCUGCGAUCGAUGACAGUCUACGUGUCGUUCGUGAUACCGUCGAUGAUAAAGCUAAGGCAGCGGCUUUAGCUGGAGAUGACGAAAAAAAAGUACAACCAGCAACCCCGGCUAAAGUUGAGGAAGCUCCCAAAGAAAUUGUAGCUGAUAAAAAAGAAGGAAAGGCCAGUGAAGCUGCAGUAGCGAACGAAACUCCUAAAGAAACCGAGUCCAAAUCAAAUGGACCAGUGGCAGAAGCCCUCCCAACACCUGUCGAAGCCUCUCAACCUAAAAAACCUGCCGACUCACCGAAAGGCGUCGAAUCGAAGUCCGCUGAGUCUAAGGAGAAACCUUCAGGCGACGCACCCGCUGCCAGUUCAGAAGAGAGUGGAGAGGAUGAGGAUUCAUCAGAAGAGAGCGCUGAGAAAACUGACAAAGAGCCAGUUUCCAAAUCCUAGAUUACGAUUAAGGAGCGCUCGCGGCGGGCGUGUGUCGACGACCCUCGACACGCGCCCCCCGCUCCGGAUGCUGUUAGGAUGCCUCCGCGCGCCGUGUCGAUUGAAAUGUGAUACGUGUAUGUAUUACAUGUGAUUGUGUGAACGAACGCCACGCAUUUAGUGUGGAUAUUCCCGUCUAUUCAUUAGAAGACCUUAGAGACUUAUUUAAAUAGCCGAAUCGAAAAAUUACCUGUGUUGUAAUUAUAAUUUCUCAAAAGUAAAUUAUCGAAUUUCCGGUAGGUACUAUAAGAAUAAUAAAAUAUGUUUUUAUAAUA